Messenger RNA from Penicillium taxi, 789 nucleotides. RefSeq lists its product as uncharacterized. The record is from RefSeq and is a predicted model, not a curated record. Bases 1 to 789 code for a protein of 262 amino acids. The transcript has a single exon. NCBI's taxonomy places the organism in Eukaryota, Fungi, Ascomycota, Eurotiomycetes, Eurotiales, Aspergillaceae.
AUGCUGCUCCCAUCUGCUCUUCCUUGCGAUGCGCGCCGGUCGUCUCGCUUCUCUCCUAGCCGUCUCUUCACAACACCUCCCCCAUCAGACACCGGCUAUCCCUCAGGAAGUGGCCUACAGGGCACCUGCCGCGCACUACAAUCUCUACUCAACGGAUCGCCGACACCAUCGCCACAGCACUCCUCCAAACGUCUUCAAAGCCCACUUCCUAUCAUCUCCCCGCGCCGCUCACCGCGAUUGCGCCAGGUGGCUCCUUCUGCGCCUCGACCAACAACUCCUCCCAUCACCACUGUUUCCACACCACCACCCGCACCAAAGCGCACCAACAAGCGCCGUCGCUUUGACAGUGAAAGCGACAACGAAAUGGACGCUUACAGACGCGAUCUUUCCUCAACUCCAAUCAAACGCCGGCGGCACGUCCCCUACAAUCUACCGCUUGGUUUUUCCCAGACAACUUGCUACUCUCUACACUCGCCACCCGUCACACAAUCACCCCCUUCUCCAGCCCAGCGCAACAUGGGCCGCUUUUUAGAAUCAAGUGCACCCAUUCAUCCUGAUUCACCCAUUCCCUCCAUUGAACAACCGGAGCAGAACGUGCGCUCUGGGGAGUGGACUACUGCGCAGGAUGAGCGUCUUUUCGAGCUGGUUCUCGAGAAGUUUGCUCUUUCCCAACAAGAUUUGGAGGAGUGUGCGCGCCGAAUGGGCCGCAGUGACUGUGCCGACGUCAGCAACCGGCUGCAAUCUUUCCUACAAAAUGGCCGAGUUACACUCCGACAUGAACGCCGAUAA